This is a messenger RNA of Exophiala dermatitidis NIH/UT8656, 2157 nucleotides long. RefSeq lists its product as uncharacterized. The coding region runs from base 1 to 2157 and encodes 718 amino acids. The record is from RefSeq and is a predicted model, not a curated record. NCBI's taxonomy places the organism in Eukaryota, Fungi, Ascomycota, Eurotiomycetes, Chaetothyriales, Herpotrichiellaceae. The transcript has 5 exons.
AUGGGGCGCCGCCCUCGUCAAAGCGGCCAUCGCCAGGGCCAAUAUCCCCUUCGUAGAGUUGUCCCAAACCACUCUUGGUCGCCUCCUGCUCUGCCUCAACACCCGAGUUUCGAAACGCCGUCUACUAGUCCAGUCCAGCCGCAUGAACAAUCGUGGCUGGCGCCUGAGGCCUAUGUUGCGUCUCAAACCGAGCAUCGGCCGGAACCUGUCAGCCCAGUGAGUGCCCGUUCGACUCUGUCCCACUCGAGCGGUUCCAAUUCUGCCCGUACGACGAGCUACACUUCGGCCAUUGCAUAUGCUCGACAUCUGUCACCUGACGCAAAUACGCCCACGAGCUCGGGUAUACUCAACCAGCAGAAUGUGUGGAAUGGCCGACAGGUGCAAGAUAGUCAUGGAUGGUCUCGAAACGGCCAAAUUGGCGCAUCCUCCAGUGCAUCGGAUACAGAUGUCCAAAUGACAGGAAUCACAGAAGCCGUCUUGGGGAUUGACGUUCGUUCGUUGGCCAGUUAUUCUCCAGAUUAUCUCCAAAGACCCCAGUUUGUUUCUGAGAGGAGCUCAUCGCCGUCCAACCAUCGCAGGCAGCGGCCUACGACUGAGCCAUGGAGUACUUUGCCGUUGCCGCUUGCAGAUGGAAGACACGAUGGCAACACGGACACCCACGCCGCCGAUGCGAUGGAUAUUUUCUCAGAGGUCACACGCUCACCAACCGGGCGAGAAAGGCCGAGAGGUAGAACACGCCCUCUUUCUCCGGAAGAGAGAAAACAUGCCAUGAAUGUCCGAAAGGAGGGUGCGUGUCUCCGCUGCACUAUCAUGAAGGAAAAGUGCGAUACAAUGUUCCCAUGCAAAACGUGCUUGACCAAGGAGCGGCGGAAGAUCCCCAAGCAAUGUAUUCGAGCGCGAUUUGACUGGAAAGAGUGUAAAUCCAUAAUGUUUCCUGAUGAGUUGACACGCAAGUUGGAGAAUAAAAACGUUUCUCGCUAUCUCGGCAACUCGGUUUUCAUGUAUCCACCGCGAGAGCCGUUUGAAAUUGUCCUGGACAUGGACAUUGGUGACAACAGUGAGUACAGUGACUACAUCAAGGUCCGGGUCAGGGAAUUCGACCCGCUAGACCACCCAGAACUGCACCACGCACAUGUCGCGGCUGCGGAUUAUGAUGGCUCUAAGCCCUACAAAGAGUGUGCAGUAUGGAAUCCACCGAUCAUCAUGGACGUCACUGAAGGGAGUUGGCAAAAGGAGAUCUGGAAACUGCAGCGGGGAAUUCCCUUGCGAUUCGACAAAGUUCUGGGCAACCCACACAGCUGGACCGCCUGGACGAUCAAGUAUUUCACGGACCCUCAAGAAGAUUUCCAGACCACCAUUUUGGAAAUGAUUGGACACUACUACCGCAAGGACAUACCGGAACAUGGGAUUAUCAAGACGGCAUUGAGUCUAUUGUGGUUCGAGAAUCUCCUCCUCAAAAAGUUUACAAUACCUCCCGAAGCCGUUCCGGAACUGGAAGAACAUCUGGAAUCGCAGCGGCCGCCAGCGAUUCCGAACGACGCUUUCGUUAUCCCGGCCACCAUCAAUCGGUUCCUUAAGGCGAUUAUAGUGCAGAUGGCGAUCGACGCGGCGCGGCAAGUCACAGAAGUCCUUCAUGACAUGCUGUUUAAGAUGGCUGUCUCGCAGAAACUUCCGACAGGUCAAACUGACAUUGCUCUGUGCGUGGCAUUUAUGAUUCUCAUGUUUGUCGGUCGGGUUCAAUGGACACUGGUGGUCCUGGCUGACUCUCGACCCGCCGAAUCGGGCACCGAAUAUCGGUUGCAAGAUGCUGAAGCCAGAAUUCGGGCCAUGGAGGAGUCGGUUUGUGACUAUCUCGUCGCAUUCCACAAAUAUACAUUGAGCAGGAAAUCGCCAUCCAAAACAGCCGAAGCGCCGGCAAAAGGCUACAAGAACAACAGCGCAAGUUCGGAUAUGAAUAACACGGCGUGUGAGAGUCACGCACAACAAUUCGACCUGGUAGGCAAGCUACGACGGGAGGUCGAAACGGAUUACGCUUCUGAACGACCGCAAAAUCUUGAAUUAGGCCGGAUCGACCUCCGGACGUUCCCAUACACGAAUGUUGGCCGGUUGUGCUGGAAAUUGUUCCGCAAUAUCGAAUCUGACACCGCCUGUGACUGA